AUGGGCAGCAUUUACUACCGCUUCGGCAGCGAGCGCGGCAUAUGGCGUGAGUUAAACAUAGAUGUGGAUCUUACUGCUGGGUUAUUAGUAUCGGACCUUAAAAUUUUGGUUGCUGAAGAAACUAAUUUGUCGCAUGAAUUUGCACGCAGGACAGAUUUGUCCCUAUCUUUAUACGAUAGCAAUGGAAAUACUACGCAAUUGGGCGACAAUUGUUUGGUCCACCCAGGGGAACGGAUAGUGGUGAACCGCAUAGCAUGGACGAGAGCACCAAAUAUAGUUCACGAAGCAUCUAAGCAAUUAUCUGCAAUUGAAAUUGCAUUACCCAGUCCUACACUGGAAAAUGUGUUACCAGAUUCGCUAAUUUGCACAUUAUGUCAGCAAACUAUGAAGAAACCUGUACUGGUAAAGUGUACAUUUGCAUGUGGUGCAUCUGGAUGUAAAAAAUGUGUGUUAAGGAUUAUGGAUAAAAACGUUCAACAUGAAGGGGUUCAAGAUGGGGUGGAUACUAGUGCAUAUAAUAAUAAUAAAUGCCCAUUUUGCAAAAAGGGGCAUGUAACCGCUAUAACAAUCAAUCGCAGAUUACAAAGUUUACUUCAAUCUCUUGAUGCUAAUAAGAAUGAUAUUACAGAUUGUAAAGAUCAUGUGGAUAAUGGUGAUCAAUUGAAAAUUGACCAAAGCAACGCAGAUAAUAUAGUGAAUGAUGCAGACCAUCAAAAUGAUAGCGAAAUGGAUGAAGAUGAUAAUUUACAUUUACCAACGUUCUCUUAUCCCUCUCAUUACGUAUACCUAUUGUCUAAUGAACUAUUUAAUCUAGUACGGAGUAGUGGAUAUACAUUCAUAUCCGAGGGACAGAGUUCUUGGCUCGGUGUAUAUCUAGAUGCCGAGGGUGAUAGUAGUGAAGCCAAGAUCAUACCCAUAUCUCUUGUGGGUGGCGGCACCAGUUAUGUUAUCGGGGGAGUAUUUAAACUAGGCACCAAGUGUAAAGUACAACUACAAUACGACGAAGCGGCCAAGGAGUUUCUAGAACAAGCGAUAAAGCUCGGUAUAGACACUAAUGGACUAGCUGUAUACCGUUCUAACUGGAUAAACAAAUUUUUAGAUACACCAAUGGUACCUAUAAGAAAGCAACCCUUCGUAACAUUCAUAUCCAACAACACAUUCAAAGGCAACAAUGGAAUACUGUCUAGCAAAAAACUUUUAUUUAAUGAAUGCACCGAAAUAGCAAUUGAUGAGCAUACAUUCAAUUUAGUGGUCGCUGCUGUAAACACUCACAAUCCAAUGGCAUCAAAACUGUCUGUUAAGAAUGUGAUGAAAGAUACUGUUAAAAGGAAGGUUAAAAGACUUAAUUGGCGAGAUGCUUGUUAUCCUGGAGGCCCAAAUCCUCUGCCUAUGCACCUCGGGGAUACUAACCCGUAUGCAGGUUACUGCCAUUUAUUACCGUUCCUGAGUGAAUCCCAAUUUCAGUUACUAAAAAAGGCCCAAGAAUUACUGAAGAUAAACUUCCUGAAGUCUUUCAAAAAGAACGUAAUAAAAUCAUUAAAAAUGGGCAAAAUUUCCAAGAAAGUUGCUGGGAAACUGCUGUGUAAAAUGUAUGAUAACAUGAACAACAUAGUUGUCACGGAUGUGAAUGUUUGA
Molecule: messenger RNA, 1635 nt
Organism: Babesia microti strain RI
Lineage: Eukaryota; Apicomplexa; Aconoidasida; Piroplasmida; Babesiidae
Exons: 1
Coding region: 1-1635 (544 amino acids)
Molecular function (GO): zinc ion binding
Source: RefSeq, a predicted model, not a curated record